Messenger RNA from Anopheles bellator, 1251 nucleotides. Its product is annotated as S-adenosylmethionine synthase. Gene Ontology annotation, cellular component: cytosol. Gene Ontology annotation, biological process: S-adenosylmethionine biosynthetic process. The transcript has a single exon. Gene Ontology annotation, molecular function: ATP binding; methionine adenosyltransferase activity. Bases 25 to 1182 code for a protein of 385 amino acids. The record is from RefSeq and is a predicted model, not a curated record. NCBI's taxonomy places the organism in Eukaryota, Metazoa, Arthropoda, Insecta, Diptera, Culicidae.
AGCAAUCGCCGCAGUGGCUACGAGAUGAAGGACGGAUGUUCCUUCCUGUUCACGUCCGAAUCGGUCGGCGAAGGACAUCCCGAUAAAAUGUGCGACCAGAUUAGUGAUGCAAUCCUAGAUGCACACUUGCAGCAGGACCCCAACGCAAAGGUGGCCUGUGAAACUAUUGCAAAGACUGGCAUGAUCUUGCUGUGCGGAGAAAUUACAUCAAAAGCUGUAGUUGACUAUCAGCGCGUGGUGCGUGAAACAGUGCAACACAUCGGCUAUGACGAUUCCUCAAAAGGAUUUGACUAUAAGACCUGUAACGUGCUCCUCGCAUUGGACCAGCAGUCACCGAACAUUGCAGCCGGUGUGCAUGUAAAUCGUCCGGAAGAGGAAAUCGGUGCCGGCGAUCAGGGGCUUAUGUUUGGUUACGCUACCGAUGAAACGGAAGAAUGCAUGCCAUUGACGGUGGUGCUGGCUCACCGAUUGAACGAGAAGAUCGCCGCGCUUCGCCGUAGUGGACAGUUCUGGUGGGCCCGUCCAGAUUCCAAGACUCAAGUCACGGCAGAGUAUAUCUUUGAAUCGGGAGCGUGCGUUCCGCAACGCGUCCACACGGUAGUGGUCUCGCUGCAGCACUCGGACAAGAUUACCCUCGGGGAGCUACGCAAGGAAAUCAAGGAGAAGGUCAUUAAGGACGUGAUUCCAUCCCAGUACCUCGAUGCAAACAUGAUUGUGCACAUCAACCCGUGCGGGCUGUUCAUCAUCGGUGGUCCCCAGGGUGAUGCUGGAUUGACUGGACGCAAGAUCAUCGUCGACACAUACGGAGGUUGGGGUGCCCACGGCGGUGGUGCAUUCUCGGGCAAGGACUUCACCAAAGUAGACCGUUCCGCUGCCUACGCGGCGCGCUGGGUAGCGAAGUCCCUGGUGAAGGCUGGUAUCUGUCGCCGUUGCAUGCUGCAGGUAGCUUAUGCUAUCGGGUUGGCCGAACCAUUGUCGAUUACAGUGUUUGACUACGGCACCUCGAAGUACAGCCAGCAGGAACUGCUGAAGAUCAUCUCCAAAAAUUUCGAUCUGCGUCCGGGCAAGAUCGUCAAGGACCUGAAGCUCCGCACGCCGUUCUACCAGUGUACCAGCACGUACGGACACUUUGGACGCGCAGGAUUCCCGUGGGAGGAACCGAAGAAGCUGGUCCUGAAAUGAUUGAGCUCGACCGCGGUUCCUGUGACCGCCGCAGAUGCCGCUCGCUGUUCUCCUGCUGGUAUUGCCGUA